This is a messenger RNA of Polypterus senegalus (gray bichir), 1008 nucleotides long. Its product is annotated as olfactory receptor 1496-like. Gene Ontology annotation, cellular component: membrane. The coding region runs from base 1 to 1008 and encodes 335 amino acids. The transcript has a single exon. Lineage: Eukaryota; Metazoa; Chordata; Cladistia; Polypteriformes; Polypteridae. The record is from RefSeq and is a predicted model, not a curated record. Gene Ontology annotation, biological process: G protein-coupled receptor signaling pathway. Gene Ontology annotation, molecular function: olfactory receptor activity; G protein-coupled receptor activity.
AUGUCGAUUAUGAAGCUAAUUUGUUUUGCUUUUGUUAACCUUGCAGCUCCGGAAAUGAACAACGAAACCUUCUCUUCUUCAGAAUUUGUGCUGCACUGUUUAAUCGAGGCAGACCAGAGACGUUAUAUAAUCGCAGCCCUCGCCUUCAUUUAUCUACUUUCUCUCUUUGGAAACCUCCUGGUAAUUAUCGUCAUAAUUCUGAAUGACAAGCUUCAUGCACCGAUGUACAUUUACAUUGGCACUUUGGCGGUGAUUGAUUUGGCUAACAGCACAAUCCUCAUUCCAAAAAUGCUUGCUGACCUUCGAGUCCUGCACUCUCCUGUGCCUUAUGGGCUUUGCUUUUUUCAAAUGUCUAUUAUUUUGAAUGUUGAAGAGAUGGAGUCUCUCCUCCUCACUUUAAUGGCAUUUGACCGCUAUGUAGCUGUAGUUCACCCUCUGAGGUAUAACACAAUUGUUACAAACAAAAGAGUCUGGAUAAGUGUGAUCAUGAUGAAUGUCUUUGUCUUCUUGUUUAACUCACAAUACCUCUUUUUUGCACGAGAACUUAUUUUUUGUCGCACCAAUAUCUUACCGUAUUGUUUCUGUGACUACGCCACAAUGGUCCAGAUUGCCUGUACUAAUGACCCAAAAUACUUGCUGCUUUUGUCUGUCAUCGUUAUCAUUACAGGGGUCAUCCCUAUGGUAUUUAUUCUGCUGUCUUACAGCGUCAUUACAAUAGCAGCCAUAAGGAUUUCAUCGGCGGAAAGGAAAAAGAAAGCAUUCAGCACCAUCCUGACUCACUUGCUGGUCGUGUUCUUCUUUUAUGUUCCAUUGCUUACGUCUUACAUACUACCGGGAGCUGGCGUGAAGCUUUCUGAAGAAGCGUACAACACAAUGGUGAUUGUUGGCAAUGUUGUACCUCCUAUGCUGAAUCCAAUCAUUUACAGCUUCAGGAAUGAGGAGAUCAGAGGAGGCAUAUAUAGGCUUUUUACAGGAACAAAGACAGCUCCAGUAGUUAAAAGCCACUAA